AUGUCCUCAACAAAUUCAACUUCCAAUAAAAUUCCAGAACAGAUAGCCGUAAUAUAUGUGCAAACUACAUACAGCACGAUGGAUCACAUUCUCCGAACUGCCUCAUCAAUACAUUCGCUAUUAUCCGGUCCUUCCAAUCCGAGUACAGCCAGGGAGCUCCUCACAAAAACAAGUCUUUUCAUCCAAAUAGUGGAAGCUAGCCCGUGUGCUCAGCAUCUACCUAAAUAUGAUACGAAUGUCGUAAAGCUGCAAAUCAAUGAUCUUGAACGAGAAUCUGCCGAUACUGGAAUGCCGCUCACUAUUACUAAUUAUUUUACGAUUGUGGUGAGAAAAAUGCUCGAGCAAGUGUUGCAGAUUUUUUGCAAGAUCAUUACUCGGUAUCUAACAGAAUGUGGGAACAAAGAUCGAUUAGUGUUGAUUGCGCUGGAGCACCUGAUUCAUUUGGUACUGUUUGGAGAUGAGCUCUGCCUGGAAGCCAUACAGGUAAAGUUCUCUUGACA
This is a messenger RNA of Cylicostephanus goldi, 500 nucleotides long. The record is from the annotation of a GenBank genome assembly. Lineage: Eukaryota; Metazoa; Nematoda; Chromadorea; Rhabditida; Strongylidae.